Dendroctonus ponderosae (mountain pine beetle) is the source of this 1553-nucleotide messenger RNA. RefSeq names its product thiamin pyrophosphokinase 1. The coding region runs from base 344 to 1135 and encodes 263 amino acids. Gene Ontology annotation, biological process: thiamine metabolic process; thiamine diphosphate biosynthetic process. Lineage: Eukaryota; Metazoa; Arthropoda; Insecta; Coleoptera; Curculionidae. The transcript is spliced from 5 exons. The record is from RefSeq and is a predicted model, not a curated record. Gene Ontology annotation, molecular function: ATP binding; thiamine diphosphokinase activity; thiamine binding.
ACCCACUUAUAGGUAAGUGGUAAAGUGUACUUAAAUGUGAUUAUCGUUCUCUUUCAUUUACCGUUAUUAGAUUAUUAUUUGGUUUUCAAUCCUUAUAUAAUGUAUUCUCGAAGUUCUUAAGCCACGCCGGGACUUGGUUUACCUUUAGAAUCACAGUCAUUUUGUUGUAAAUUGUGUUAGAAUCAUGUAGGCCAAUCCAAUCUCCAUAUAUUGGAAUUGAGACAUAAGUACCUGCCAUAGACCCGAUUGAAACAUUUCGUCAUCUUUCGGCCACUUAUUCGUUAAUGGGAACUGAUGGGAACUACUGAUGGGGACUACAUAAAAAGCCACCUGAAAAAUUAGGAUGAGCACAACUGAAAAUGAUUGCAAGACAUGGACACCCUGUGAAGAUGUUCUCGAAAAUUUUGCAAACCGUAUAUACGCAAUAGUUAUUCUAAACUGCCGAAUCAACUUAAAUAUAGAUCACAGGCAGAUACUUAAUUUAUGGUCACAUGCAAAAUUAAGAGUAACCGUGGACGGAGGCACUGAAAAAUGGCUAAACUGGUUGCAGGCUCAUGAAUCUGACGAGUACGUUAGUAUCGCCCCAGAUUUAAUAACUGGGGACUUGGACUCAGUUUCAUUAGAUGUGCUCGAAUAUUUCAAACAAAGAAACUCCCAAGUGAUCCACACACCGGACCAAAAUGAAACUGACUACACGAAAGCCUUGAGGGAAGUCCAAAAGUAUUGUAGCGAAAAAGAAAUGAACAUAGACUCCGUAUUUGUGUUGGCUGACACAUCAGGCCGGUUUGACCAAAUAAUCGCCAAUAUAAACACGUUAUUUAAAGCUGCUGUAUUCAUGAAAGAUACAAAAAUCUAUCAGAUAGCUUCAAAUUCAAUAACAUUUUUAUUGCCUCCUGGAAAUCACAGAAUUAGUAUUCCAGAAAGUUUAAGAGAAAAACAGGAAUGGUGCGCUCUAAUGCCAUUGGGAGCACCAUGUAUGGCUACUUCUAAGGGCUUAAAGUGGAAUUUAGAUCAAACUAGAUUAACAUUUGGAGAGAUGGUAAGUACCUCGAAUACUUAUGAUGGAGACCCGUACGUAACAGUCACUACAGAUGGAUAUAUCACAUGGUCAAUGGGCAUUGAGGCUAUAUUAUAGUAUUCGGAAAAAACAAACUCUCGGCUUUGUUACGGGUGUUUGUUGUUGUAAAGACAAAUUUUUAGGGAACUGUUAUAUUGCGCUAAAGAGCAUUUACAUUUAGGAUAUUACAUAAAAGAAUUGAUAAUUUUAUAUGAAUGUGUAUUCAGAGGCAGGGGACCAUGAAUGCUGUAUUUUGGUCAAUUUUGUUGUGGAUUAGGGAAACGCAAAGAAAGUCAACAUUUUUCAUUUGUGGUUUUUGAUUUCUAAUAUCUUUAAUUACAUAUAAAAGUUCGAGAUUUUUCAGUUAAAUUAGGACUUCAAAUAAGUUCCAAAGUAUACUUAAUAAUGCUGUACAUUAUACUGAAACUUAUAAAAUACUGUGAUUUUUGGCAUAUUUUUAGCUACUAAUUGUUGAAAAUAAAUUGUUUUUUACUUA